Molecule: messenger RNA, 825 nt
Organism: Enterobius vermicularis (human pinworm)
Lineage: Eukaryota; Metazoa; Nematoda; Chromadorea; Rhabditida; Oxyuridae
Source: the annotation of a GenBank genome assembly
AUGAUAUCAGCGUUCGAUAAUCGCUUAGUGGUUGCUCCAGCGGAAGGUAAAGAUUUGUGGCUUCUCCAUGACGGUGUAUUAUUGUAUCUGAUGGCUAGCGCAAAUUUGGUACCAGCAAAACUAACUUUAGCUUUGCAAAACUGCUUUGACGCAAAAAUUUUACGAGUUGAUGAGAUCAACAAGCGCUUGUUUUUACGGCCAUUGGACUUAGAAAACGAGUUCAAAACCCUCAGCAACCGUUUGGAAAACUGUGAACUUAUAGCAUUUUAUGCAAUCGACACAGGCGAGGAGUUUUUCUUGGGUAAAGACCGUUUUUUGAAUGAUGAGUUGGAACAGGGCUCACCCCUCAGGUUAUCAAGAAGGGUGAAAAAACUGUAUCCACCUUUUAUUGUUUCUCACUUAUAUGUAAAAGAUGACAACUUUAGCAAGUUUAUAGAAGUUUUUUGUUCUGUUAGAAAAGUCCUGAGCGAUAUAAGACCAAUUUCCUUCAGCAAAGCUGAUUAUAGUGGAAAAGAAGUUUUGAAAAUGGUGGAGUCAACUAUCGUUUUCCAGCAUUUUAAACGUCCCGAUAAGCCUCUCAUGAUAGAUUCAACUUGCCUUAAGAGUGCCGCGUGUAUUGUACGUGUUAAACGAUUGAAAAAUGGCCAUUUUCAGGCCGUUAUCGCAGAGGCCAUCCCAAAGAAAGACAGUUGUUUUGCUCACUUAGUCGAUUAUGGACGGAGGGUAAAAUGCGAUUUGGAUCAGCUGUUUGACUGGCGAGAUCAGCUUACCAAUAUUCAAAUUCUAUUCAUCGUUCAUGAUGAAACACUUUGCUUUAUCGACUAA